Messenger RNA from Amphiprion ocellaris (clown anemonefish), 3274 nucleotides. RefSeq names its product protein eva-1 homolog A (gene eva1aa). The transcript is spliced from 8 exons. The coding region runs from base 183 to 1616 and encodes 477 amino acids. Gene Ontology annotation, molecular function: carbohydrate binding. The record is from RefSeq and is a predicted model, not a curated record. Lineage: Eukaryota; Metazoa; Chordata; Actinopteri; Pomacentridae.
CACUUAGAGGGUUGUGUAGUGGUGGUGCAGCUCAGUGUCACAUCAGUGCGGUGGGAGGAUGAAGGCAGCCGCAGGGACGUGGGACCGCACUUCUGCUGCAUGCAACGCACAGUGUGAAACUCGAUGCUGCCGCUGGACUUUCUAAUGAUUCGGAGAAAAUCCAAAACUUUGAGGCUUCAAGGAUGAUCUUCUCAGAUGGGACUCUCUCAGCCGUCAGUUUUGCGCUCCUGUUGGGAAUAACGUGUCUCUGCGAUCUCUCCAAGGGCUCUCCAGACUUUUCAGGUUACCUGUCCGAAGUGUUAAGGAACUACACCGAGCAGGCUUGUGACGGAGACUUCCUGUCCGUUCGCUGUCCUCCCCGCACCACCAUCACCGUCCAGUCAGCUUUCUACGGGAGAAGAGGUGCCUCUGAUCCCCAACAGUGCCCUCAGACCUACCAGGCCCUCUUCAGUUCUUAUAACACUCGGGAGGAUGAUCGAUAUUGUUCCGUGUCCACUGCACUACAGAAAAUGCUGGACGAGUGCCAGGACAGAAGGAGCUGUCAAGUCCUUGUCAACAGCCGCGUGUUUGGGACAGACCAGUGUCCCGGCAGCAGCAAAUACCUCAUUGUCUGGUACAAAUGCAGACCUAAUGAGUAUAAAAGUAAGGUGGUCUGCGAGGAGGAGAGGAUGAGGCUGAGCUGCAAACGGGGGAUGCAGAUUGCUGUUUACUCUGCCAUGUUUGGCCGAACCCAGCAGGGGACCCUGGAGUGUCCUCUUUACCACAGGAGGGCCCCAUCAGUAGAAUGCCAGUCGUCGGUCGCCCUGAAGGUUCUGACGUCCCGCUGUCAGGGAAAGAAAAGCUGUCUGGUCCGAGCCUCCAGCAGAGACUUUGGAGAUCCGUGUUAUGCAGGCACCAGGAAGUACCUCAGUGUCAUCUACACCUGUGUUCCAAAGAAGUUGCUCCAGGAGCAGGGCUCCAGACCCCCGGUGUACCACCCACCUCCCAGCGCCCAUGACCCCAACAUAGUGGGAGACAGCCCUCCUGAGGGGAGCUCGGUCAAAAGACCCGACAGUGUUCCAGACAAGAAGAAGAUCAGGGAGACAAACCCCAACGAAGAGAAGGCUUCAGGAAGUGGAAGAGGACGUGGAGAACGUCCACUGCGACCAGCAGGCAUGAACCCCAUCAUCAACUCCACCUCUAGCGCCAACAUGGCCCUCAUCAGCAACGCACUGGCAGCCUACACUUACAUAUCAGACCACCCGGAGAGAGCUGCACUAUUCUUCGUCUGCGGCGUGUGUUUGGGCCUCUUCCUCACCCUCUUCGCCCUGGUGGUGCAGAUCUCGUGUCGCACCGACUGCCAGCCCCGCCAGCGGCCUCCCACCAAGAAACGAGCGCGCCCCACGGACUCGUCCUCCGACUCCAGCGACUCAGACUCGGACUGGGACACCACCUCGGACCUGUCGGCGCGGAGACACCGGCGCUUUGAACGUACGCUUAACAUGAACGUGUUCACAUCAGCGGAAGAGCUGGAAAGAGCGCAGAGGCUGGAAGAAAGGGAGCGGAUCAUCCGAGAGAUCUGGAUGAACGGGCAACCGGACAUCCCAGGGACACGGAGCCUCAAUCGGUAUUACUGAGAAACUGCUGAAGGGGCUUUUAAAAGAAGGCUUACACAACUUGAACAAAACUUAGGAUGCACUUGGGUUGUAGGGGGACAGAGAAAAAGGCUUUGUAAGCAAGCAAGCAUGAAAAAGCAGCUGUGGACUCACACCAAUGAGAGAAGGUAUUGCAGACUUGGGAAGAAAGUCCUCCCUCUCUGCUGGUUUGCGUAUUCCUCCGGGCGUCAUAAGCUAUCAGUAGGACAAUAAGCUCCCACUCUGCAUGGUAAGCUUGCCUCUUACCGCUGGAAGUGAGGGGUGAAAGGCUGCACUGCCUUGCCCGUGACCUCAGUAGGCCUUUUUGAAGCGGGGAUUUGUUGGUUAGCUGCCUUCGACAUACACAGGCCUGCAGAGACUACAUGGUGACUGAAGGACCAUGGCCUCUGAUAGAUCUGUUUCAUGCAGGGCAGCUGGAAGAGACUUUAUGCUCACUACCCUCCAGUAUUCACGUGUGAACUUUAACAGAGGGGCAGUACAAAGCAAGCUGACAAUGGGACAAUCUAAGACAAUCUUUCCAUCUUGAGUAAUCAUGCUGCCUUCUGAGCUUUAUCAAACCAAAAGAUAUUUUUGGGGAAAAUUCAUCUCAACCCUUAUGAAAUAUAUUUUAUAAUAUUUAAUAGUUUAUUGAUGUUGUGUAUUUUUUGUUCUCCAGUAUGGUUUAUCAUGAGAUAUUUUUAUACUUGGCGAAGGUUGUCUGGCGCCUCAGGGAUGCAAUCCUAGUGUUUCUGUGUUUGGUUGAUGUAUUUGCUUCCUAAGAAGGGGAUCAGCCCAUUUAAACAGCUACGUAUGUCAGCAUUUAAAGAAACGAAUUAGAAAUAUCAUAUAAAGAGCCUCAAAGAGGUUUUUAGUGAUUUAACCUUAUUUUUGAUACAGUAUGUUUUAACUCACAGUGCAGUGCCUUUUCUAGCUCUUAAGUCGCUGUUGUCAAGAUUGCAGCUGGUGUGUCUCAGUAACCGGUCAGAUUAUUUAUUAAUUGGAAAUCCUAAAUUUAUCUCAUUACAUAUGUAUUCCCUUUUGCCAAUACCGUUGCUUUGCUGAAGUUGAGCAUGUGUAAAGUCUGAAUGUCUCUCUUAAACAUUGCACUUGCUAUCUUCCCAGAUGUAAAUGUACAUUACCAGAUAUGCAAAUUUUGUACCAGUGAUUUUGCUAGAAUUCUAUUUUUCUGGUCCUCACUCAUAACAGAUUGUGUGAAUUUCAGGUCUUGUGCCAACCAUGUCAGAGAUAUAGUGCUGAACAGAUGCUUGUACUCAUGGCCAUCUGAAGAAGGAAGCAGCACUGCAAAAAAAAAAGAACAAAAUAAUGUUCACAGCGGACAUGUAACCUGCUCCUCUUAAAUCAUGUUGCCAGUUUAAUAAUAUAAGCUAUUGUCAGUCCACUUCUGUUUGUGCUUCCCCGGAUUCAAACAUAGAAAUAAUUAUAGUUUUUUUUUUUUUUUUAAAAAGCUUGCUAUUUUCCUGACUGAGAGUUUAACUAAACAGGACAUAUUAGGGUCAUGUUCAUAAAGUACACAGCUCUUCAUAGUUUCUUACAGAGACAGUUAUUGUGUUUAAGUUUGAAUGGGAUUAAAAUGUGGCAAUAACUGGUAAGGUGAGACCAAAAUAUGAUUCCUGUGUUUGGAAUAAACAGUUUAAAAAUAA